Messenger RNA from Phialemonium atrogriseum, 1698 nucleotides. RefSeq lists its product as uncharacterized. Gene Ontology annotation, molecular function: protein binding. Bases 35 to 1318 code for a protein of 427 amino acids. The transcript has a single exon. The record is from RefSeq and is a predicted model, not a curated record. Lineage: Eukaryota; Fungi; Ascomycota; Sordariomycetes; Cephalothecales; Cephalothecaceae.
CUAACACCAGUUCUUUCAGCACUUGUUUGCAAACAUGGCUUUCAAACGAUGGAUCCAAUGGAUCCAAAGGCUCUACUCAUGCCUACGUCAAGAGGAUCCAAAAAAACAAGAUGACGAACAGAAGAAGCAAGGGCAACAGGGCCAGCCGAAAGACAAAGGUGGCCAAAGGGAGCAAUCUCGAAUGCUGGUCACUUUGCAUGAGCUGCAGCGCACCAUGGACCCCUUGAUAGCAGCGCAAGUCUACAACAACCAUCACAGCCCCCUCGGCCGGCUGCCAGAAGAGCUCUUGCUUUGCAUCCUCCGUUAUAUAGGCGACGACGUUCUCACCCUAUACUGUCUCCGGCGUGUCUCGAGGAUAUUCCGGCGUCUUAUCUAUGAAUUGGAAAUUUGGAAACAAAUGUUGCCUCCUCCAUCUUCCCAAAGAUUUGGCUAUUCUACCGAAGCUCGUUGGCGUCUCCCUAUCCACCUGUAUCAUCAACUUCGACAGCGCUUACAAAGCGAUGGCUUAUGCAACGACUGCAAUCUCUGGUGCGAUGUUCCUGUUAAGGGAUGGUUUAAUUGGUUUAUUCAGACUACAAACCUCAAAUCAGACCGUUUUCUAAAACUUCAGGCUAUCUGCAAGUUUGAUUCUUUGCAAGGUUAUGCUCUUUACUGCGAUGCAUGCGGCAUUAACCAUGAUAUGCGGAGAUUUUUCCCUUCCAAUCAGCAGUCUGACAAGAGAAAUCGACAGUGUCUAAGCCGUGAAGGAGCUGUACAGUUGUGCAAGCAUGUCCACAUCUCCUGGGCUGCCGUCGAGGAACAUAUAACCGACUGGCAGCAGCGCAAGCCUGGAGACUGGCAGGCCUGCUUCGACCACUUCAACAUCGAGUGCCAUGAUCCAAGCCACGAUACACGCUGGACAGCCGAGGAAGCCCCGACCUGGCCCCGGGCCUGUCUCCAGACUGCUGGGCUGAGGCAGAACCCAAACCCGGUGGUUCUCAAUUACGAGUGGAAACCCCAUAGUGGUCUCGACGUUUUUACCUGCACCUUGGACGGGCAGGUGCCUGCCUUGGGGAUGAGGGCGCUAUUCCAGAGGUUGCGACAAGGGCCAGCUGGCAUUUUGUUGCCUUCAUACCCUACAAAUCCUUUACCAGAGAUGGCGUGUUUUGAUCCAACCCGGUGUGACUGCAUCUACUAUGAGAUGGGGGAUAACAAGAGACUGAGUGCUCCAGAUCCAUCAAAAUGCCUUAACUUUUCUGCAACGAUUUUCCAUCUGGAUGGAACGCCCAUCAUACCUACUACAGAUAUUUUGGUUUCGGACGGCAUAUGGAGCAAGUAGGCAUGAGCAAACAUUGGCCUCGGGGUAUGUGCAACUCGGUGUGUCUGGUCGCCACCUACCAGCGCUGCAUUCCGGUCUGCCACAAGACAGACCGUACUAAUAUCAACCCUACCCACCAGUGGCUCCAUGCCAUGGAUCCUGACACAUACCCUCGCCCACAUGCCAGCCAUACCUUACCUUUGUGCAGGGACAAGGGUUGUAUUUUGAACUAUUAUCGAAGGCCAAAUCCGUCUGUUGAAAAUAUGGCACAGCCGAUUUCAUGCCCGCACCUUCGAGUGUCUGGGGGGGCGGAAGCGAUGACUCCGAGAAACGAUGCAAUGACUUGGUUAAAGUCAAAUCCAUGGCCUAGACUUUGUGAUGUUUAUGUAAAUUAAAGCAUG